AUGGCCGCCGCCCUGCAGCCGCAUCCCGCGGCAAGGCCCCAUUCCAUCCACGAAUACGCCGGCCUCGCCAAGCCCCCGCACCUCACCCGCCUCGAGUCGGCGACGCACAAAACAGGCCAGGUCGAGUCCCUCUCGAUCGAAGUCGACGACAGCCAGGGCGGCUUCGUGCCGGGCUUUCUGCAUCUGCCGCCGGACUUCGUCAACACCACCACCACCACCAGUACCAAUACCAAUACCAAUAACCCCGCCUCCGCCCUCCCGCCGCACCACCACCGCACCGCCGCGAUCCUCCUCUCGGGCGCCGGCGGCGGCGUGGCCGGCCCGUCGUCCAUCUACCUGUCCCUGGCGUGCAAGCUGGCCACGCUGGGGCGGGGGAUCCCCGCGCUGCGGCUCGACUACCGCUUCCCCGCGCGCACCGACGCCUGCUGCCACGACGUGCGCGCCGCCAUGGCCUACCUAGGCGACAUGUACGGCCUGGACCGGUUCGUGCUCGUGGGUUGGUCGUUCGGCGGGGCUGUGGUCUACACCGUGGGCGGUGGGGAAGAGGAAGGGAGGAGGAAGGUGGUUGGCGCCGCGACGAUCGCGAGCCAGACGGCGGAUGCGGUGGAGGGGAUCAGGCGGAUGAGGCCGCGGCCGGUGAUGCUGCUGCAUGGGAGUGGGGAUAAUACGCUGGGCGUCGGGUGCAGUCAGCGGUUGUAUCAUGAGUAUGGCGCGGGGGAUCGCACGCUGCAUGUUUUUGAGGGGGAUAAUCAUAGCUUGAGCGGGAAUGCGGAGGAGGCGGAGGAGAUGCUGUGUGAGUUUGUGGCGCGCUGUGCUGGGGUCAGGGUUGGGCCCCAGGAGAGGAGGGAUGUGGUCGGUGCGGAGCUGGUCGAGGACGGGGAGCGGCAUGAGUUGAUGGAGCGGGGCGGGGAUUUGCGCGCGCCUGAGAGGGAGGAUUAA
Messenger RNA from Chaetomium strumarium, 939 nucleotides. Its product is annotated as Alpha/Beta hydrolase protein. NCBI's taxonomy places the organism in Eukaryota, Fungi, Ascomycota, Sordariomycetes, Sordariales, Chaetomiaceae. The record is from RefSeq and is a predicted model, not a curated record. The coding region runs from base 1 to 939 and encodes 312 amino acids. The transcript has a single exon.